Molecule: messenger RNA, 1959 nt
Organism: Helianthus annuus (common sunflower)
Lineage: Eukaryota; Viridiplantae; Streptophyta; Magnoliopsida; Asterales; Asteraceae
Exons: 3
Coding region: 1-1959 (652 amino acids)
Molecular function (GO): zinc ion binding; nucleic acid binding
Source: RefSeq, a predicted model, not a curated record
AUGCCUCCUCGUCGCGAUAACCAGAACAAUGCACAGAACCCCGAACUUGCUGCCAUGAUUGCCCAACAAAUGGCUGCAAUACUCCCAACACUUGUGGCCCAGCUCAAUCAGGCCAACGCAGGCAACAACAACAACAACGUGAAUGCACCUGCCCCUUGCUCAUUCAAGCAGUUCAAUUCUUGUAACCCCAUCAAGUACUCUGGGUCUGAGGGAGCCACAGGGCUCUUACAGUGGUUUGAAGGCAUUGAAAGCACCUUCCGCCAUUGUCAGUGUCCCAACAAUCGCAAGGUGGAGUUUGCCUCAAGUGUCUUUCAGAAGAGGGCACUCACAUGGUGGAAUGGGGUCAUGAGAGAUCGUGGUGCGAAUGUGGCUAUGGCUUUAACUUGGGAGGAACUUAGAGAUCUUAUGCGGAGGGAAUUCUGCCCACGAAAUGAAACGAGGGCCCUUGAAACUGAAUUUUAUGAGCUCACACAAGACAGUGGUGAGAAUCGUGCUUAUACCAACCGGUAUGAGGAGUUGAUCCUUCUUUGCCCAACUAUGGUUGAACCUUUAGAUCGUGCCAUCGAAAAAUAUAUCGAGGGCCUGCCCGCACUAAUCCAAGAUGUUGUCACUGGUAGCAAGCCCGCUACAGUCAGGGAAGCAAUUGAGCUAGCUGCGACCUUGACGGAUUCUCAUGUUAAGAAGGGAAAUUUGUUUCGUAAGGGAGGGAGAAAGGAACCUGCUAAGGUUGCUACUGAAACUCCAAAGGACGUCAAAAUUGGAGCUUCCUCCUCAAAUAGUUCUAAAAAGCGAAAGGCUUCGAAGAAUUAUGCAGUUGUUGCUCCGACCCAAGUUAACCAAGUAGCCCCACAACCCAACAAAAGGCAAUAUGUUGGAGGUUCGCCUUUGUGCAACCGUUGCAGCUAUCAUCAUCUAGCCCGUGUUCCUUGUAAGCAGUGCACUAGUUGUGGGCGGUUGGGUCAUUUAGCUACCACUUGCCGCAUCGUUCCUCCCCAGAACCAAGUUGUUGCUGCUCCUCCUCCUGCCCAAAAUGUUGCACCACCACGUUACCCUAUUGGAACUUGCUUUAACUGCGGUGAUCCUAACCAUUUUAAACGCGAAUGCCCCAAGCUUGCAAAUGCUCAACCAGCCCGUGGGCGCGCGUUCAACAUAAAUGCUAAUGAGGCGCGUGCUAUCAAUGAUGUGGUGAACGGUACGUUCCUCGUUAACGACCAUUAUGCUUCUGUGUUAUUUGAUACUGGUGCUGAUAAAAGUUUUGUAUCCCUUAAGUUUGAACCUCUACUUGCUAUGCCACGAACUAAACUAGGGAAGCCUUUUACAGUAGAAGUAGCUAAUGGUAACCCUUUUGUGCUUGACUCUGUUAUCUUUGUGUGUUUCGAUAAGUUUAUUCGCAUCCCUCUCCCAUCUGACGACAUCUUAGAAAUCUAUGGGGAGAAGCCUUCUAAUGGGCUUAAACUCAUGACUUGCACUCAAGCCCAGAAAUAUCUACGCAAGAAAUAUGUGGCUUUCUUAGCCCACAUUGUAGAAAAGAAGGACGAGAGUAAGAGUAUUCAAGAUAUUCCUAUUAUUCGUGAUUUUCCUGAAGUUUUCCCAGAAGAUCUACCAGGCCUACCUCCCACACGUCAAGUUGAGUUUCGCAUUGACCUCGUUCCUGGUGCUAACCCUAUUGCCAAGUCUCCUUAUCGUCUUGCACCCUCUGAAAUGCAAGAACUUGCCAGCCAACUUCAAGAACUUUCUGACAAGGGAUUUAUUCGUCCAAGUUUUUCUCCAUGGGGAGCUCCUGUCUUAUUUGUCAAGAAAAAAGAUGGGACUCUUCGUAUGUGCAUCGAUUAUCGUCAUAUAGUCAAUGAUAAGGGUAUUCAUGUGGACCCUUCCAAAAUUGAAGCGGUGAAGAACUGGAAUGUGCCCACUACUCCAACUGAAAUCCGUUCUUUUCUUGGUCUAGCCGGGUAUUAUUGA